Messenger RNA from Durusdinium trenchii, 1467 nucleotides. NCBI's taxonomy places the organism in Eukaryota, Dinophyceae, Suessiales, Symbiodiniaceae. The record is from the annotation of a GenBank genome assembly.
CCCUGAUAGGGGGUUAGGUAGGCCGUAACGGAAAACACUACUGGAAGCUGUUUUCACGUGCUAUCACAAACCCCAUAGACUAGAGCCAUGAAAGACUUAAGAAUCUUGAACUGAAGGCAUCUCUGCCAUGAGAAGCCUCACCAACUCGCUCCAUCAUGUCGUUGCGCUCUCGCUGCUCCCCAGCAGCCUUUCGAUCAUCUGUGAUGGCGAAUCACAUUUGCACAUUGCCAGCUUCACCAGUGAGCUGGCCACGUCCAUGGGGGCCUUCUUCGCCUCCACGAUGCGGAUGUUGGGCCGCGUGACCUUGCUGGACGACGGCAAAGGAGCCACGUGGCCGCCCUACAAGCGGUUGCUGAUCUACCGGGACUACUUGCGGCGCUUGCCAGACCUGUCGAUCUGCGAUUGGGUCCUCCUCAUCGACAGCUAUGAUACGGUGAUCAUGGAGGGCGAGGAGGGGAUUCUGGAGAUUCUGCAUCGCUUGGAGCAACAGACCGGCGUCUCCUCCUUCUUCGGCGCGGAAGCCCUCUGCCAGACCGAGUGCCGAGCUCAGGAGCAAGCCGCCGCCCAGCGCCACGUGGACACGCCCUGGAAGUACUUGAACGCCGGGCUCCACGCGGGACGCUUGUGGGCGAUGCGACGGAUUUUCGAGGAGCCCAUCAAUGUGAGCACUGCGUGGACGGACCAGGACUGGGCGAUCAAUCUCACCCUGGCCAAGCCUGAUCUAGCAGUUCUGGACUAUCGCCAGGAGCUCUUCAUGAACGCCUUCAGCAUUCAGGGCCUUCAGCCGGAGCUGCCGGAGCUGGCGCGGUCCUUCGGGCAACCGGCCGGCGCCCUCGCCGUCGGCGCGGACCCGGCGGCGCCGUCGUCGCAUUGGAUCGAGAACCGAAUCACCCAGACGCGGCCGCCCAUCGUGCACUUCCCCGGCAACGCGAAGUUCCCCGCGCUGGGCGCCUGCACCGAGCGGCCGGAGCAUCUCUGCCAGCAGUCCUUGCCCUUCGAGGUGGUGAGGCUUUUGCUGCCAAGCGCGUGGAAGGGAUGGAAGCUCAAUGAGAUGCAGGACUUGCUGGACGACUUCUCGCAGUUCUCGCUCUUCCGAAAGCCCAUGAGUCCCUACCACUUCCAGUACCAGGCGCUCUGGGAAGUUGUACAACAGCUGAAGGACCGGGACCAUGUGCUCAGCUACCUCAUUGCCGGCCACGUGUUGGUCCUCCUGGCCGCUGUGAGCUACUGCGGCUGGAUGAGGUGCAGCAGCCGGAGCUGCACGGUCCAGCGCUGCUCGGUCUGCGCCCCAAAGAAGGGCGUGCACGCGGUGUAGCCAAAAGGAACCCGAAGUCGACGAUGGUUGGGCUGGUCACGCGCCGUGGCGAAGGGGCUGGUAGAACGGGCGACCCGAGCGAAGGAUUCAACACGAAGUACGGAAUCCAAAUGGAAUCGAUCUGCGAAGCAGGUGAAGGUGUUCUAGAGAUA